Molecule: messenger RNA, 1148 nt
Organism: Ylistrum balloti
Lineage: Eukaryota; Metazoa; Mollusca; Bivalvia; Pectinida; Pectinidae
Product: neuroguidin-like
Exons: 14
Coding region: 172-1095 (307 amino acids)
Biological process (GO): maturation of SSU-rRNA from tricistronic rRNA transcript (SSU-rRNA, 5.8S rRNA, LSU-rRNA)
Cellular component (GO): nucleolus; small-subunit processome
Source: RefSeq, a predicted model, not a curated record
AGAGAUGGGACCAGUGCCGGGGAAUGCCGGGAAAUCAUUCAACCUUGAGGGGGUGUAUGUGGCAGAGACAGUCUGUCCAGGAUUCCACACCAGCAAUUAUAUCAUCAAGUUGUUAACAAUAAAGAUUACUUCAUGACUGAAUAAUUUUGGAGACUGCCUAAGGAUUUCGCCAUGGAUGACAUUGAGAAGGCGAUUGGUUUUUUAACAGAUGUAGAAAAAGGAACCUCUGCUGUCUGUCAACAGAUCCAGUUGUUGUUAGAUAAAGCCGAAAAGGGGGAACUUUGUACAUCAAAGGGGCUGAGUUUCCUGGAGAUGAAGUAUCAGAUGUUGCUAAGUUACCUUAUCAACCUGACCUACAUCCUGUUACAGAAGAGCAGAGGACAGUCGAUUCAGACUGAUCCUGCCAUCUUCAGACUCACCGAGAUACGCACGGUGCUGGAGAAAUUGCGACCAAUUGACCAGAAACUAAAAUACCAAAUUGAUAAGCUCAUCAGAACUGUCAUUACUGGAGACACAGGUUUGGCUGAUCCACUGAGAUUCAAGGCCAAUCCAGACAAUCUCAUUAACAAGUUGGAAGGUGAAGAUUCAGAAGAAGACUCUAACUCUGAUGAAGAGGAGAAGGAAAGAAAACCUCGUGCUUAUGUACCACCAAAGCUUGCAGCUGUUCAUUACGAUGGUGAUGAGACAAUAGAGGAAAAGAAGCAGCGCCACCUGGAGAAAGCUCAGAGGCGUGCAGCAAGUAGUAGUUUAGUAAGGGAGCUGGCACAUCAGCUGACAGAUGCACCAGAGGAAAUACAGGAAUCUCGUGAUCUGCACAGAUUAAAAGCUGAUAAGAGGGCCAAGGAAAUCAAAGAAUAUGAAGAACAAUUUUUCACUCGAGUGUCUGUAUCGAAAAAGGAAAGGAAUGCAUCACGAAGAUUAAGCACCAUGUCUUCCUUGAACAGUCUGACACAGUUUGAUGACAUCAGUGCAUUGAUGGGAGAUAAAGAUGAUUUCACACAUCAGGAUGGUCCCUCAAGAAAGAAGCAGAAAUUAAGUGGCAAGGGCAAGAAAGGAAAGAAAGGUGGUUUCAAGAAGAAAAAACGAAAGUUUUAAAGACCCAUUAUGGAAAGUUAAAUUGUAUUUGUCAAUAAACAGAUUAAUUAUUC